UUUUACAACUUCAACUAGCUGAUUGCUGCCGGUAAAUAGAAGUUCAGCGGCAUCGAGGGAAUCAAAACGACAAAGAAGAAGCAAUACUACGCAGGUAACAAAAUUAAAGAUAGAAAAAAUAAAACAGAAGCCAAAAUCUUUGUUUUCGAUCAACGAUGGCGGAAGAUCUGGUUCUCGACACGGCGAUCAGAGAUUGGGUGCUGAUACCUCUUUCAGUGGUAAUGGUCCUCAUCGGCAUCCUCCGGUAUUUCGUCUCCAAGCUCAUGCGCUCUUUUCAAGUCCCCGAUCAUAAGAUCGUCAAAGAAGGACAAGUAAUUGUUACUUUGUUAGGGCUCGGAAUUUACGAGCUGCUGCAAAUUUCAUCCCUCCGAAGUCUUUUCGCUCCCGUAGGGUCUAUUUCAGCAACGAGGUUUGUUUUUCAUCUUCCUUUGGAAUUUCUGUUAUCAUAAUUUAUUCUAUAAUUCUCCCCCCCCCCAAAUUGUGCUUAUUUCUUCUUUUCUAAAGCUUUGUUGAACUGUUAGCUGAUUAUGUGAUUAAUCAGAUAUUGUAAUCAGGCUUCCGUGAGUUUAGUUUCUUUUUAUAAGCAAAUUGCAAUUAGUCUAGAAGUUGUGAAUUCCAGCUAAUUUUAAGCUUAAUUGAGUGUUAAAAGUCUGGUUAUAUAUAUAUAUAUUUGUCCCAGAAAAGGAGAAAAUUGAAGUAUCGCACGUUGUAAUCAGGCUUAUGUCAGUUUAGUUUCCGUUUAGGAAGAAAUUUACUAUUAAUCAAGAAGCUGCGAAUUGGAGCUAAUAUUAAGGAUAAAUUGAUGAAAAUAGUGCAUUUAUGUAUAUGUUUGUCUCAGAAAGGGAGAAGAUUAAAGUAUCACAUGUUGUAAUCUAGCUUUGGUCAGUUUAGAUUCUGUUUAGAAGAAAACUGCAAUUUUUUUUUGAAACCUGGUACUUUGUAUAAAAGGGGUACAAAAUACACCACCUCAAGGACCUCAUUAAAAAACCUCCCUAAUCCUAAAUGGAGGAAAAAGAGAAUACUGCAAUUU
Molecule: messenger RNA, 1030 nt
Organism: Hibiscus syriacus
Lineage: Eukaryota; Viridiplantae; Streptophyta; Magnoliopsida; Malvales; Malvaceae
Product: ER membrane protein complex subunit 3-like
Exons: 2
Coding region: 156-449 (97 amino acids)
Biological process (GO): protein folding in endoplasmic reticulum
Cellular component (GO): membrane; EMC complex
Source: RefSeq, a predicted model, not a curated record